CUUUACAGUUAAUUGCUUUUAAUUCGGCAUAUUAUGCAAGCAUCCAUUUGUCUGCACAACAACAUUAGCGUCAAGUCAAAAAUGCAGUUGCCUUUAGUGUUGGCAUUGCUUUUUGUUGCAUGCUUAACAGUCUUGUCCGGCUACUUGCCGUGCUCAGAGGCUGCAUCAACCGAACGACCUUACCAAUUUGGUUUCACAAUCGAGAAGCAGCAGCAUCGUCAAGAGAAAAAAGAUGAGCGCGGUAUCGUUAUGGGUGAAUUUGGCUUCAUAACCGCCGAUGGCAUUUAUCACGUAACAGUCUAUGCAACCGAUGAGGAAGGCAAAUUUCGCAUAUUAGCUAUGCGUAGUUAUCCCUACGAGGAGCAUCCAAAGACAAUCGACAUGAUUGUACGACCAAAGGCUAAGCCAACUAUAUCAAAAGCCAUAGCACCGCCAACGACCACCACCACAACAACAGAGCGUGCAAAACCGAAACCAAUUGAGAAGCACAACUUCAGCGUUCAAGGUUGUUCGGGCUGUUUUCUGAAAAACAACAUACCGACCACAACAACGACAUCAACUCAGAAACCUCAAGAUAAGAAAUAUGAAAUAAGAACCUUGUCAAGGCCUCUGGGUCCCGAAAAAGGUCCGCAAAUUGGUUUUGUACCGCCCAGCAAUACUAUUAGCAGCAACACAGCAAAGGCAGCGACAGCAGGCACAUUCGGGGGUGCGAACUCACAGAAAGGUCCUGGGAAAACAGGCACGAACGCGUUACCAAAAUCACCCAGCGCGCCAUCUGCUGGCGCAACUGGCUCAACAAAUGGCUUUACAACGCCGAAAAAACAACUAACGGCACCAGCAAUUUCUGUUGGCAGCACUGGUGGUGCAAGUCGUUCUAAUACCAAUGCAGGCAUCGGUGGUGAAACACCUAGUAACGGUGGACUCAGCGGCAAUGCGGGAAUUAGUAAAAGUGGCGGAAAUGGCAGCAAAGGUGGCAGUUCGGGCGGUUUUACGAGCGGUUCGAAAGGUGCCAGCGCUGCUGGCGAAACUGGCGAUUUGUAUCGCUUCAAGUACAACCUCGAUUAUAAUGGGCAUCGGGAGACCGGUGCGCACAAUGGCAACAAGGAGGGCAGCUUCUACGCCAUCGGCGAUGAUAAUGUGGAACGCACCAUUGAAUAUAUCGCCAAUGAGUUUGGCUAUCAGCCGCAUGUUCGCUUCCGCAAAUUGGACGCACCAGUGCAGGCCAAAGAAAAUAAGUUGAAAGAUUACGAAUUCGUGUGGUUCAAAAAGGAAUAAUUACUAUGAUAGAAAUUAUGUAUGUAGGUAUGUGCAAUGUUU
This is a messenger RNA of Anastrepha obliqua, 1317 nucleotides long. RefSeq names its product protein lethal(3)malignant blood neoplasm 1-like. Gene Ontology annotation, molecular function: structural constituent of chitin-based larval cuticle. The transcript has 6 exons. Gene Ontology annotation, cellular component: chitin-based extracellular matrix. Lineage: Eukaryota; Metazoa; Arthropoda; Insecta; Diptera; Tephritidae. The record is from RefSeq and is a predicted model, not a curated record. Bases 34 to 1275 code for a protein of 413 amino acids.